Molecule: messenger RNA, 914 nt
Organism: Nerophis lumbriciformis (worm pipefish)
Lineage: Eukaryota; Metazoa; Chordata; Actinopteri; Syngnathiformes; Syngnathidae
Product: transcription factor PU.1
Biological process (GO): cell differentiation; regulation of transcription by RNA polymerase II
Cellular component (GO): nucleus
Molecular function (GO): sequence-specific DNA binding; DNA-binding transcription factor activity, RNA polymerase II-specific
Source: RefSeq, a predicted model, not a curated record
CUCAGGUGAGACAGAGAACUUACAGGUGUGCUUUUUGACGCUUCAACCUCCAACUGCCUGAGGACAACACAGUGCCGUGCUUGAUUGAGGACCUUACCUUGAAUUAUGUUGGCGGAAACGGAGACGAUAGCUUACGUGACUGAGGUCAGGCUUUGCGGAGGACGAGGAUCCUGGGGUGUGGUGUCGCCCUCCUCCUGCCCUGAGGUGGACCUGGAAGUCAUUGAGGAAUACCUGCAGGAGCAUUCACUGGAGGUCCAGCCUGCACACACACACGCCUCACCUCUGACCAACGACAUGCAGCAUUUGCACUCUCAGCACAGCACCUGGAUCAUAGAAAAUAACUGGUCUGGUCAAUAUGCUUACGAGUGGCACUGGGGAGCUCACACACCAAAUAAAGAAUGUGAGCCACAAGCUGCGCCACCAGCCUGGUUGUGUCCCCACCAGAACCAGUGGAAUCAAGUCGCAUAUCCCGCGUGCAUCGACUCAGACUCUCAGUCUAGUAGCUCCCAGUACAAAGAAUACCAGGAUGCUCCUUCUCCAUCCUCUGAUGGUGAAGGCAGACAGAACCAAGACUCUUUGCUUCUUUCGCCCAUCUCAGGAAAGCGGAAGGAGCGCUUGUUCCAGUUCCUGUUUGAGAUGCUCCAAACGCCGUCGAUGCGAAGUUGCAUCUGGUGGGUCCAGUCAUCAGUUGGCACCUUUCAGUUUUCCUCCCAAAACAAAGAGCACCUGGCAGAGAUUUGGGGCCGCCGAAAGGGGAACCGCAAGAAGAUGACGUACCAAAAAAUGGCGCGAGCCCUGAGGAAUUACUCCCGCACAGGCGAGAUCCAGAAGGUGAAGAGGAAAUUGACGUAUCGGUUUGAUGAGAAGACCCUGAGAGGCCUGCAAGCAGACUUAAAUACAGAAUAGGAAGAAUG